GAUCGCCAGGUUCCGUGACCUCCGCGCCUCUCCGUUCGUCCACACCUCCCCGCGCGCGUGAUGCGCAGCAGCCUCCAGUCUGCGUUUCCAUUUGACUUUCCUCCACAGGAUCUUUGCAAGUGGAGUAAUAUGGUGAGACUGGAGCCACUGGAUCCGCGCGAGAAGGCAAAUUUGGGCAGCCAGGUCGCCUGAUGAUCGAAGUAAUGUUUGUGCGUGCCGUAGGAAAAACACCACAAAACACAUGUGGAUUUUGACAUCACCUCGCAUCCAGACACGGAUACAGAGGGACCACACAGUAACAUCACCAAACUGGAUUCACGUGUCAUUGAAUUAAUUCAAUGUCAUAAUGGACAGGUUGCAUUCAUCCAUGCGUAAAAGGCUCUACAGUUUGCCACAGCACGAACAGAAAGCUUCGAUCAUGGGUGAUGCAGAAGACACAGACAAGGACACCCGGAGGAAGAGUAUCCGUAUGAAACCCCUGCCGUCGCCCACCUCGACAGGCAUCGCGGAGACCAAAAGCGUAGAGUCCGUGGAUAUGGAGACGGACAUCGGGAGAGCCGUGAAAACCAGCUCCAACGGGGAUUGCCGGAGGUUCCGAGGCAGCCUUUCAUCGAUCACCAGUCGGCACGUCCAUGACUCGGAUGCAGCGGAGGAGAAACGUCUGAUCACGGAGGGAGAAGUGACUCCGAGCGAGGAGAGCCCAACUGGAGCCGCGGGUGGCGGCGCGGAGCCGGGAGAGAAAGGCAGCGCAGGUGAUGAUGCCCGCAUCCCCCCGAUUCCCGAUCAGCAAGGGGGCUUUAUAAAGGUGGAGGGUAUCGAACAGAUUUUACCGGACGAUGAGAGAUAUUAUCAAGCUGGCUUCAUGCAGAGGCAGUUAAGCGCGAUGCUUCAGCCCGGGGUCAACAAGUUUUCCCUGCGGAUGUUCGGGAGCGAGAAGGCUGUGGAACGGGAACAGGAGCGCGUAAAAUCCGCCGGUUUCUGGAUUAUUCACCCCUACAGUGAUUUCAGGUUUUACUGGGAUCUGACCAUGCUGCUGCUGAUGGUGGGAAAUCUGAUCAUCAUUCCUGUGGGCAUCACCUUCUUCAAAGACGAGCACACGCCUCCUUGGAUCGUGUUUAACGUGGUCUCCGACACCUUCUUCCUACUGGACCUGGUGCUGAACUUCCGUACCGGGAUAGUAAAGGAGGAUAAUGCCGAGAUCAUUUUGGACCCUCAGCAAAUUAAGAUCAAAUAUCUGCGCUCGUGGUUUGUGGUGGACUUUAUCUCCUCCAUCCCCGUGGACUACAUCUUUCUCAUCGUGGAGACAAGGAUCGAUUCGGAUUUCUACAAGACGGCACGGGCCCUGCGGAUCGUGCGCUUCACGAAGAUCCUCAGCUUGCUUAGACUUCUGCGGCUCUCGCGCUUGAUACGCUACAUACAUCAGUGGGAGGAGAUCUUUCACAUGACCUAUGACCUGGCCAGUGCAAUGGUGCGAAUUGUCAACCUGAUAGGAAUGAUGCUGUUGUUGUGUCACUGGGAUGGAUGUCUGCAGUUUCUGGUGCCCAUGUUGCAAGACUUUCCUGCUGACUGCUGGGUUUCCAAGAACAAGAUGGUGAACGACACGUGGGGUCAUCAGUACUCGUAUGCCCUCUUCAAGGCCAUGAGUCACAUGCUGUGUAUCGGUUAUGGCAUGUAUCCUCCCGUCGGCAUGACAGACGUGUGGCUGACCAUCCUCAGUAUGAUAGUGGGUGCGACUUGCUACGCCAUGUUUGUUGGUCACGCCACGGCGCUGAUUCAGUCUCUGGACUCCUCACGCAGACAAUACCAAGAAAAGUAUAAACAGGUGGAGCAGUACAUGUCCUUCCAUAAGCUUCCUGCUGACAUGAGACAGAGGAUUCAUGAUUAUUAUGAGCACAGAUAUCAGGGCAAGAUGUUUGAUGAGGAGAGCAUUCUGGGAGAACUCAAUGAACCCUUGAGACAGGAGAUUGUCAACUUUAACUGCAGGAAGUUGGUGGCGUCCAUGCCGCUGUUCGCCAAUGCGGAUCCUAAUUUUGUGACGUCGAUGCUUACCAAACUUCGCUUCGAGGUCUUCCAGCCUGGAGAUUACAUCAUCCGAGAGGGAACCAUCGGGAAGAAGAUGUACUUCAUUCAGCACGGUGUGGUCAGCGUUCUCACCAAAGGAAACAAUGAGACCAAACUGUCUGAUGGAUCGUACUUUGGAGAGAUCUGUCUGUUAACCCGAGGCAGACGGACAGCUAGUGUUCGGGCAGACACAUACUGUCGUCUCUAUUCUCUAUCUGUGGAUAACUUCAAUGAAGUCCUGGAGGAAUAUCCAAUGAUGAGAAGAGCGUUUGAGACCGUCGCUGUCGAUCGAUUAGAUCGUAUCGGUAAGAAGAACUCUAUACUUCAGCACAAGGUCCAGCACGACUUGAGUUCAGGACUUCUGAAUUAUCAGGAGAGUGAAAUCAUUCAGCAGAUCGUACAGCACGAUCGACACAUGGCACACAGCAGUGAUCUGCUGCAGACCUCCUCUCCACCUGCUCCUCCAUCACCAACCCCGGUCAUCUGGGCUCCUCUGAUCCAAGCACCUUUACAGGCGGCCGCCGCCACCACGUCCGUCGCCCUCGCCCUUACCCAUCACCCUCAUCUGCCUUCGGCACUCUUCCGGCCACCCAUUUCUGUCCUAGGGUCAAGGGAAGAGCCAACCAGACGGUCAAAUAGGUUUCGGUCGUCCGUACCGAGGCCGGAAGACCCUGGAGACUCUCCGUUUGGCUCUCCUUCCAAGCCCCGGACCGAGGCCGAAAGCCCUCUUCUGCCCACCCUCCGGACGCGUCAUCUAUCAGGUGCCACUUCAUUGAACAAUAACAGCCAGCAGGUUUGCGGUAGCAGCACUCAGUCUGGGCACAAUGGGGCGUCUUUAUUUCCUUUUGGGAGUUUCUCAUCGUCCACCACAUCCAGCACAGCACAGCUUCAUUCGCAGCCCAGACCGAAGCAGUCCGUUCUUCCCAGCACCCCUCCGCCGUCAGGACACCUCCAGAAAGAGUCGACUCCAGGGGGAAACACUGGGACAGGGUCGAGUGGAGCACUUGGGGACUCUUCCGGCGAGCUCGCUCUCACAACCACAACAUCACCAAAUAACAGCCUUCUUUCCACAGACUUAUUCAAUCACGGACUAUUACACGGACAAUCGCCGUCAAAAUCCAUUCACAUGCAGCAUUUCACUGGCGGAGGGGUAAAGACUAAAACAACUGGAUCCCCUUCUUCUAGUCGAGCCCAGGUUUAUGAUAGUUCUCAGACUUUGCAAUCCAGAAAUGUAGAAAAGUCAGCAUUAGCCUCGCUGGCUCAAUAUGGCUCAGCUAACGUCUCACCUUGUUAUACCCCGGUAGUCCCCAGUCCAACCAUACAGAGUCCUGUAAUGGGGAGGACUUUCCUCUACAGUGACCCGUCCAGUACUGACGGAUCUCACACUUCUCUUCUGUUACCUCAGUCCUCGUGUCCCGGUCAGCUCCCGGGACAUCACGCCACAGGGACGGACUCUCCAUUGAGACGCUUUUAUGAAGAUUUAAAUAUACUGUCCAGUUCUCAUCCGUCCAUAGCUUUAGCGACGGGUCCGUCUUCUCCCCGCUCCAUUGUGGAGUCCGGUCACUGCCUUUCCCCGUAUUCAUCGCCAACGCUAACGGCCAAGCCCUGUAGCUCGGUGUCAGGUCACAUGACUCCACCCGGUUCACGAGCUCAGGUUCCUUCUGUAGGGACUUCACCGGCACUUUCUCUCCCGUCUGAACUCGAACCGUCUCGCUCGAAACUUCCAUCUAAUUUGUGAGGUUGAAUCGCACCCUCCUGUGCCUCUUUACGUCCUGAUUCGCUAAUGGCAAUCUGAUCCUGUGUGACGUUUUAACUUCGGUUUCUUUAUCUCUGUACACUGUGUUUAAAUCAUUUUACAUCUCUAAAUAUUACUGUGAUUCUAAAAAGAUUUGUAAGGUGACUUAGCUUUAGGUUUUUCCUUGGUUUGUUUUUCUCCUUUAUCGUUCAUGGUUAUAUUAUAUACUGUAUAUGGUAUUAUAUAUUUAAAGAUAUGUUAAUCAACCUACAGGAGGGUGUGAAAGUCUACAUAUAUUUAAAACAUACGUUUGUUUAUUUUAUAGAAAUGCCAAAUUCAUCUCCAGUGGAUUUGGUUAUGAUAAUUGUAAUGAAUACAAAGACUGCUUUGCAGGAACCUAUGCACAUUGACACCUGCAUGUACAAACCGCUACACUUUUUAGCCACGAAGACUCUGUGGUGAGGAUCACAUAUUGAUGAUCUGUACUAUGAGGGUUUGUAUGUAAAGGAUUUUAAUCAUUGUCCAAACCUUUCAAGGUGGAGAAGAGAAGAUAGGAAAACCAAAAAGAUUCCAGUCAGUGUUUAGUUUUUUUUUGUUUAUUGUUCUGUGGGCAUUGAGUGACAUCAGGUUAAGAGAUUUGAGUGACAACAGAAACCAAACUCAAUCACAAUCUUGUCUGUGUUAAAAUUACACAACUUUGAAUGUGUGUACGGUGUGUGUGUGUGUGUGUGUGUGUGUGUGUGUGUGUG
Messenger RNA from Paramisgurnus dabryanus, 4545 nucleotides. The record is from RefSeq and is a predicted model, not a curated record. NCBI's taxonomy places the organism in Eukaryota, Metazoa, Chordata, Actinopteri, Cypriniformes, Cobitidae.